Messenger RNA from Morus notabilis, 1074 nucleotides. Its product is annotated as patatin-like protein 3. The coding region runs from base 1 to 1074 and encodes 357 amino acids. NCBI's taxonomy places the organism in Eukaryota, Viridiplantae, Streptophyta, Magnoliopsida, Rosales, Moraceae. The transcript has 6 exons. Gene Ontology annotation, biological process: lipid metabolic process. The record is from RefSeq and is a predicted model, not a curated record. Gene Ontology annotation, molecular function: monoacylglycerol lipase activity; glycerophospholipase activity.
AUGGCUGCCGAGAAGCAAAAGUCAAUACCUCGUACGAAUGGAAAACUAAUGACAAUUCUCAGCAUUGAUGGCGGCGGAAUCCGAGGUAUUAUCCCAGGCACCAUCCUUGCCUUCCUCGAAGAAGAGCUUCAGAAACUUGAUGGUCCGCAAGCAAGAAUAGCGGACUAUUUCGACGUGAUCGGAGGGACAAGCACGGGAGGAAUAGUGACGGCCAUGCUCACCACACCAGCUAAUGGUAAGGGUAAUGGUCGUCCAAUUCCAGCUAAAGACAUCAACAAGUUCUACUUUAAAGAAGGUCCAAAAAUAUUCUCCAACGAGGCUAAAUUGGCCACACAACAGAUCAAUGGAUGGGGAGAGCCAAGUGGGGUCUUUGGUAAGAUCGUCUCGCAGAUAGUAAUGGCGGGAGUGUGGACAUUCACAAGGCUCAAAGCACCAGAAUAUGAUGGGGUUCACCUACGUACGAAGAUCAAAGAAAUAUGUGGGGCCAGACUCUUGGCCGACACUCUCACUAAUGUUGUAAUCCCUGCUUAUGACAUGCAAGACCUGUGUCCAAUCAUCCUCUCUACUCAACAGGCGAAAAAGAACAACUCAGAGAUAAAAUUGGAAGACGUAGUUGUGAGCACAUCAGCAGCACCUUCUUACUUCCCUUUCAGUAAAUUCGAAGCAGAUGGUAAAGAACACGUUCUUGUUGAUGGGGGAAUUGCUGCCAACAACCCUACAUUGCUAGCAAUACGUGAAGCAACAAAGAUUUUAGAGAAGGAAAAUGGUAGGAACUACAGUGCUCAACCAGAUGACAACAACUUUUUAGUUCUGUCUUUGGGAACUGGCUCAGCUGAAAAACGGAGCGGUCAUAAUAUUGGCCUCGGAGGCCUGUUAGAUUGGUCGUUCAGCUUCGAAAAGGGGUUGUCGCCUUUGUUUGAUGUCAUGUUUAGGGCAGCUGAUGACAUGAUAGACAUUUACACAUCCCUUAUUUUGGGAAACCACAAUGCUCGACAUAACUAUCUUAGAAUCCAGGAUUACACAAUGAAAGCCGACGAGGUGAAAACAGACGAUAGACUGGCUUGCCAGACAUAG